AUGCCAAUGGGAAAACAAACAAUUUCUCACAUCCUUGCAUUCGUGCUCUAUGCAUUGAGUUCUUCUAUACUGGGAACGACUGUCUGGCUCACCAUUUCCCUGAUAAUUUCAAAGACAGCGUCCCAGAACUCUGUAUGGUGCUUGUCAUGA
Laccaria bicolor S238N-H82 is the source of this 150-nucleotide messenger RNA. RefSeq lists its product as uncharacterized. The coding region runs from base 1 to 150 and encodes 49 amino acids. The transcript has 2 exons. Lineage: Eukaryota; Fungi; Basidiomycota; Agaricomycetes; Agaricales; Hydnangiaceae. The record is from RefSeq and is a predicted model, not a curated record.